Molecule: messenger RNA, 1337 nt
Organism: Danaus plexippus (monarch butterfly)
Lineage: Eukaryota; Metazoa; Arthropoda; Insecta; Lepidoptera; Nymphalidae
Product: alpha- and gamma-adaptin-binding protein p34-like
Exons: 3
Coding region: 282-1091 (269 amino acids)
Source: RefSeq, a predicted model, not a curated record
ACUGUGAACUGUCAAUGGUCCAAACUCUGAUUAUCGAUCUUAGAUGAGGUAGUUCUCAGUUAUAAAAAAAAGAAACUUGUGACUUAAGGCUUUUAAUAAAUUCGAUUAAGAACAGUUAAAAGAUUAUCUAAUAAAUAUUUAUUUUUUUCUAAGUGCAGAGCUUUUACAUCUGUUCAUAAAUUCAAACAAUACUACAAUAUAAUGUUGUUUACUGUUAAGAAAAAUUAGUAUUCGGUGUUUUUUGUUUCCAUUUACUAUCCAUUUUAUAUACAGUUAUAAUAAUGGCUUGCCACAUACUGCCUAUAAUUUUAGUCAGCGCGGGUGAUAGAGCGGAUGCUAAGAAAUUCAUAGAAGACGUUACCAAAGGCCAGGUGGUAGAAUUUGAGAAUUGGACAGAAGGGAGUAAAGUAUGGAUGAUAACGAAUAAGUAUUACCAUGCACAAGUGCAGUUGAAACCAUUGGAUGACAGUCGUCAGUUACCAGACGUGUGGGAGCACCGAGUGGAGGCUCAUGUCAUUUAUAUUACUGAGGCUGAGGAGAAGGAGGCUCUCGUGGCGGAGCUGGCCGAAGAGCGUCGCUCGCGAGCUCUACGAGGGAAUGCCCGCGCUCUCGUGAGACUUCUCGUGUGUGCGGGAGGGGCUUCCGCCACCAGCCUCGGCGGGGACGCACUGCGCUCCUGGGCCCGCCGCAACCGCUACGAGCUCGUGUCGCUGACGGAGGAGCCUGACCCCGACUCAGAUGGAGGUACCGACGGACCCUUCCCGGAGACGUAUGGACUAGACCGGGUUCGCGCCACGCUACACGCUCACCCGUGGCGCGGUCUAGAGAGGAUCGAUCAACCAAUGGACGAUGAGCCGGGGCCGGCCGCAGAGCUCGCGGCCCAGGGGUCCGACUCCGAGCACGAACACAACGAGGGCGAUGACCCCGAGGUGGCGGUGGAGCGCGCAGAGAGGUUCGCAGCGGCCCUGGGAGCGCUGGGCGCGGUGGGCGGCGCGUUGGGGGACCUGCCGUCCGAGGAACGACUCGCGGCCGCCGAGCAGCUGGUGGGCGAGUUCUGCCGCGCUCUCGGCGUCGACCUGCCAGCCCUGUGAGUCGCCAGUGCCGAGUCGCGGGACGGGGACGGGAGGAAUAAAACCAUGUUUGGGAGCGUUAUAUUCGUUUAUUUAUUAAAAAUGAUAAAAGUGUGAUAUGUGCGGCCGCGCCGUUCUCUAACAUCACACACGUAUUAAUAAAUUAUUAUCUUUUCGGACGAACGCGUUGUGUACUCUUGUAAAAGUAUUUUAUUUAUAUUAUAAUAUACAUAUAUAUAUAUUCUAAUAAAGUUUUCAUUUCGAUCA